Messenger RNA from Symbiodinium necroappetens, 789 nucleotides. The record is from the annotation of a GenBank genome assembly. Lineage: Eukaryota; Dinophyceae; Suessiales; Symbiodiniaceae.
AUGGCAGGUGUAGACGCGGGCCGCUUCGAGACUGACACGAAGAGCUCUUCGAAGCCAGGCCAUGCGCAUGCGGUGUAUUGGUCCAAGCGCUACCAGGAAAAGGCGUUCGAGCCGUUUGACUGGUAUUUGAAGUGGGAGCACCUGAAGGAGCUCCUAUCAAGCUGGCUGUCAUCAGAGUCAGUUGUGCUGAUCGCCGGAUGCGGCACAAGCCUCGUGGCAGAGCAGAUGCUGUCAGAAGGUUUGGCGUCCAAGAUCACCUGUGUCGAUCAGUGCGCCGAGCUGAUUGCCUCCCUCCGCGAGAAAUACAAAGACAAGGCUGCGAUGGAAUUCGAAGUUGCGGAUGCCUCCAACUUGCCGCAGGAUUGGUCCGACCGAUUUGACCUCGUGCUAGACAAAGCUUUGCUGGACACAGUGGUCGCUGGAAGGCAAGGUUGGGCCUCCGCAGAAGGCGUCCUGCAGUCGCUGAUGGCCACCUUGAAAAGCUCCGGGCGAUAUGUCUGUGUAUCGCAUGCCCGGCCGGCGCAAAGACUACCACUAUUGUCAGCCGUCGUGCAGGACAAGAGGCGGGAAAUCUCAUGCCACCAGGUUGCCCGACCUUUGGAUCCUCCGCCAGAUCCCAAAGCAAAAACUGGGAAGGCUGCAAAAGGAGCCCCGGACCCAUCAAGCAUGCAAGCUGCCGCAACUGACCAGAAAGAUAAUGUGUACCACAUCUACUGCUGUGAGUGCCAAGCUGAAGCGCCAGAGCCGCCGCCACAGCCCGCAGAAGAGACAACUCCUCCUGAGGAGUAG